AUGUCAACAACCAACACCAAUAACAACAGCCAUUUACUACAAAGCGUGCUUUCAGAUCCAAAAUUACUACGAUCGUUUGAAUCCUAUUUGCAUCGCAUCAAUGCACACCAAAACUUGUUGUUUAUUGAAGCAAUGUCUCAAUUGCGAUAUGACUAUUCAAAAACACCCGAAAUCGCCUUAAGGAGAAUCCAUAAAUCGUUCUUCUCAGAGGAUUCAAAACUUGUAUUAUCCAACAUCACUACCAAGGAAAAAGUCAAUGCAGAAAUAGAGGAUCUUCAAUGGGCCAUCAUUCGUCGAGAAGAUGCUGUAGCCGUGCUCAUUGAAACAGAGGAACAAGUGCUUGAAGUAUUGCAAUCCAAGCUUGACGAGUUUAUCCGUACAAAGAAAAUCAACAUCAUGUCCAUCAAACAACCUCCAUGCAAGUACCAAGUGCGAGUUGUCAUCAUUGGUGGCGGUUUUUCGGGCUUUACGGUGGCUUCUAUCUUGGAUCCCAUGCCAUUGUUCCAUGUCACUGUAAUUGAUACUAAAGACUCGUUUGAAUAUACCCCCGGCAUUAUCAAGCGGUUGGUGAAUCCUGAAGAAUCCAGCUCGAUGCGUGUACGACACGAUGCCUAUGUCAGGAAUGGGCGGGUGAUCAUUGGCUAUGCUACAAAGAUUGAUGAUGGUGCCAAAUCGCUUCAAGUCAAUGGUGAAACUCUUUGUUUCGAUUACCUCGUGAUUGCUACCGGUAGUUCAUAUGCUUCGCAGUUCAAAUCCACCGAUGUUUCUGUUCUCUAUCGAAUGACCGGUCUGGAACAAACACAUAGCGACCUUUUGAAUGCCAAAAAGGUGCUCAUUGUGGGUGGUGGAUUAGUCGGGUGUGAACUGGCAUCGGAGAUUGCAUUGCGCACGUUUCCCGGCAAGUAUCCCCACAAGGCAGUGACUUUGGUCGACUCACACCCCCAAGUGAUCAAUCGGAGUGAAACAACACAGCGUGAUAAGGCCAUGAACUAUUUGGCAGAUCUUGGUAUCGAGGUGGUUACCAAUGAACGUAUCUUCUUUGUCGAAGGCAGUGAAAAUGUUGGCUUGUAUCGUGGCACUAGCGGCCGAGUAUACACAGGCUAUGAUAUGGUAUUCAUGGCAACCGGUACACGUCCCAACAGCCAAUUGCUCCAAAAUAGUAACGACCUCGAUUGUUGCGUUGACAACUGGGGCCGUAUUUGUGUAAAGCCAACCUUGCAAAUCAAUCAUUACAAGUAUCAACACAUCUUUGCUGGUGGUGAUGCUACCAACAUUGCGGAGGAAAAAACAGGCUAUGCUGCUACACUCGCUGGUGUUUGUAUUGCUCGUAACAUUUGCCGUAUGGUGAAAGGCAAAGCACCCUUGCGUCAAGGUACCAAAGGUACGAUCCCUGCACCCGACAAGCCAUUGCACGGUAUCUCCUCUCAAGGUGGUAUUGGUAAACAAAAACUAGGCACUAUUAGACGCCGAUUUGCUUUCCUCAACCCAGCAUGGGCAGCUUUGAAGAUGUUUGAUGAGCAGCAAUAUCUUAAAAUGGUACAAGGAGAAGCCAUCAACUCCACUCAAGUCUUUGGUCGUAUGCCUCGUCGUUUGACACUGCCUACUGGUUAUGCUCGACCCCUCACUCAUUCGGUGUCGGCUGUAUCACUCGAUGUUGAUGAGGAAGAAUUUGAUGAUCGAUACCAUAGCUUGCCACCCGUGCCACAAGUGCCUUCACGUUACAAGCCCAAGCAAAGUCAAUCAUACCAUACAUCAGCAAAGAAUUCAGAAGACUCCGUAUAUCACCAUGGCAAAGGCAAAUUUGGUACAUGGAGUUCAUCAUCCACCGUUAGCUCUAUGGAUGGCAGCUCAACUGGUAGCAGCUCUUCAGGCUCAUUGUUGAAUGAUUUUGUGAACAAUCAUUUCCAAUUUGGUACCAGCGCCUUUGAUCAACAACAAGCUGCAAGAGAAGAUGGUGCUAGUGUAUCAUCCAAAGCAAGUACGGUAAAAUCCCACAACCAUCAACGUCGCCAUUCUCCACGUUCUCGUAGCCCUCGUCGACGAUCCAGCAUGCCUGCUAUUGACCAAAUUUUCAACGCAUGGCACAUUUAA
This is a messenger RNA of Lichtheimia ornata, 2091 nucleotides long. RefSeq lists its product as uncharacterized. The record is from RefSeq and is a predicted model, not a curated record. Gene Ontology annotation, cellular component: cytoplasm. The transcript is spliced from 9 exons. Gene Ontology annotation, molecular function: flavin adenine dinucleotide binding; electron-transferring-flavoprotein dehydrogenase activity. Bases 1 to 2091 code for a protein of 696 amino acids. Lineage: Eukaryota; Fungi; Mucoromycota; Mucoromycetes; Mucorales; Lichtheimiaceae.